Sesamum indicum (sesame) is the source of this 2481-nucleotide messenger RNA. Lineage: Eukaryota; Viridiplantae; Streptophyta; Magnoliopsida; Lamiales; Pedaliaceae. The record is from RefSeq and is a predicted model, not a curated record.
AUGGCAGUAGCAGCUUAUGCAACUUUACGCUCCCUCUCACAUGUCCUUGACAAUCUCCAGCUUCCUCCUCGUCUCCGUCGGCUUCAUGUCGACACAGAUCGAAUUCGGGGCCUGCAAGAGACUGUUCAGUUCUUGCUAGACUUUCUUGAAGCUCAUUCCCAAAGAAUAAGUGAAGAAAUUGGAGUUCUGGGGAGGCAAAUUGCUGAUGCUGCUGCAGAAGCAGAAGAAGUUGUUGACCGCCAUGUAGUGGAUCAGCUUCGGUUUAGAUCUGAGGAAGAAAGCCACUGUAUGGCAGCCCUCUCAUCUUUCUCUCAAGAUAUAGACAAAGUCACUGGAAAGUUGGAUUCCCUCACAACAGAGUUGACGAAGAUGGUGAAAGAAGAAUGGGCAGUCGACGCCCAAGAAGAGCAGUGCAUAGUGUCUGUGCCUCUCAAAUCACCAAAAGUGAGUGGCAAGAAGACUACUAUGGUGGGAUUUGAUGAACACUUGGAACAAAUCGUGGAUAAGCUCACCAAAGGUGAACUUGAGCUCCAGAUCCUCCCCAUUGUAGGGAUGGGAGGGAUUGGUAAGACUACUUUAGCUCAAAAUGUUUUUGAUCAUCCAUAUACUGUACACUACUUUCCUAAACGAAUUUGGCUUACAAUAUCUCAAGAAUAUAGUGUACGGGAAAUUCUUUCGUCCCUUCUUCAUAAUGGAAAAAAGCAAGAGAGUAGUCAAACUUUGGUCGAAUUAGGACUACGAUUGUACCAAAGUUUAUUCGGGGAAAGAUAUUUGAUAGUUAUGGAUGAUGUAUGGAGUGUAGAGGCUUGGAAUGAGUUAAAGUUGUUCUUUCCAAAUGACGGAAAAGGAAGUCGAGUUAUGCUGACUACUAGGGAGUCAAGCUUGGCGAUUUUUUUGGGCUCUCAGGAAUCUUAUUCCUUAGAUUUUCUAAAUGAGGAAAAAAGUUGGAAUUUGUUUUGUCCAGAAACCUUUGCACAAAAAGAUUGUCCAUAUCUGGAAUUGGAGGAAAUUGGUAAAAACAUUGCAAAGAGUUGCAAUGGACUUCCACUAACAAUUGUUGUACUCGGCGGGAUGCUUGCAAACUCCAACAUGACACGGGAAUAUUGGGAGUCUGUCGCAAAAGAUGUAAGAACUUUUCGUAAUUCAAAAGAUUAUGAGGGAUGUCUAAAAAUAUUAUUUUUGAGCUAUAACAAUUUGCCCGUUCAUCUUAAACCAUGUUUUCUCUAUAUGAGUAUUUUUCCUGAAGAUUUUCAGAUCCGUAUUUCCGAGAUAACCAAAUUAUGGAUUGCUGAAGGAUUUCUAAAAUCAAUAAGAGGUAAAAGCUUGGAAGAAGUAGCAGAAAAAUAUUUAAGAGACCUUAUUGAUAGAAAUUUAUUUUUGAGUCUUAAAUUUGGGUUUGAUGGAAAAAUAAAAGAAUGUGGAAUCCAUGAUCUUCUGAGAGAUUUAUGUUUGAGAGAAUAUGAAAAAGAACAUUUCAUUUAUGCCCCAAAAGUGCAACAUGUUGGUGCUGGUGGUGUGGAGGGGGACAAAUGCUUCAUAUGUUACAAUGGGACCUCACUCCAAAGGAUAGAUCUAAAUGAAGUGCAUGAUGCCUCACAACUGACAUCUCUUGCAAGUGUUUUGGUCUGUAACACUUGCAAAAAUAAGUAUCCGAAUCUUAAUAAAGCGAGAGUGGUAAGGGCAAGAUUAGUGAGAAAUUCGUGGGGGCGGAAAGUCUGCACCCUACUAGCUUGCGUGUGGGAUAGGCCACAGCUUAGGCAUUUUCUUGGUUUUGCUCACUUUGUUUUGCCUAAGGAAGCGGCCACUCAAGAUUUCGUUAUUAUGGAAAACCUACAUACACUUUCUUGUAUGAGAAAUUUCAGGUGUACAAAGGAUGUCCUAAGAAGAAUACCAAAUCUAAAGAAACUAGGUAUUUCCUAUGAUAAAAAGAACAAAACAGAAUGGACGUACAAUUGUCUCUACAAUCUUGUCCGUCUGCAAAAACUCGAAUCACUUUCUAUCAAAGGUAAGUUUCUUCCAUUGGAGAAUCCCACCUUCCCGACUUCACUUAAGAAGCUGCGGUUGGAAGGUUGUAAUAUUCCUUGGGAAAAGAUAAUGAGUGUUGGUUCCUUAUUGCCUAAUCUUGAAAAGCUUGUAUUGGAAUCUAAUUGGAUCAAGGAGCCCGAGUGGAAUCAAGUUGAAGGCGACUUUCCUCGACUCAAAUUCUUGAAAAUUUAUGACGGUGAUAAGCUAAAGCGAUGGAGGGCAGAAAAUAUCCACUUUCCUAAUCUUGAGAUCCUCUUUCUCGAGUGCAUGCUAGAUUUGGAGGAGAUCCCUGCAAUUCUUGGAGAUAUACCCACACUCCAUUCCAUUUAUUUGACAUAUUGUACCGAUUUUGUCAUCAAUUUGGCAAAGCAAAUAGUGGAGGAACAACAUAGCUAUGGAAAUGAGAUUCUUCAACUUUAUAUAAAUGAAAAAAGGUAUCAAGUUGGUAGUUCGUAG